Linum trigynum is the source of this 4829-nucleotide messenger RNA. Lineage: Eukaryota; Viridiplantae; Streptophyta; Magnoliopsida; Malpighiales; Linaceae. The record is from the annotation of a GenBank genome assembly.
CCCGUCGGCUGGGCUCGGCCACGUCAGUCUUGCAGGGCCCAAUCAUCCGACGCUACGUAAGCAAAAGCGCAUAAACAUCUUCUGCUGACCUGUCAAGAUCUGACCGGGGAAGUUAAGCAACGUGCAGCUGAAGAGAAGUUCGUGCACCGGCGGCAGAAUCCACGGCGGCCACUACAUGACUACAAUGGGAAAAAGAAAUGAUAAUAAAGAAAGAAAAUAGCUAGCGGGCGGUGGUGGGGACAGUGGGUUUUUUUUGGCGGACCUGUCGGUCGAGUGUCGGUGUGGGCUUUGAGGGAAUUUGCCAAUUUGGUCAUUUCUUUUAAUUGGAUCGACUGGAUCCAAUCGAGAGAGAGAGGCGCUAGAGAAGCAAAGGAUUAAGGAAGCAUUCGGCUUCUGCCAUAUCUUCCGCUUCAUUGCUGUUCUUGCUUGGCAAAUAUGGAGCACGAAGCUGAUCAUGGCGGGACCAAGAGCUUAAAACAGCAGGUCUGCCAGAUCUGCAGCGAUGAUAUCGGGAAAACUGUGGAUGGGGAUUCCUUUGUUGCUUGCCAAGUUUGCGCAUUUCCCGUCUGCCGCCCUUGCUACGAGUACGAGAGGAAAGACGGCACUCAGUCCUGCCCUCAGUGCAAGACCAAGUACACUAGGCACAGAGGAAGCCCUCCAAUUCACGGGGAACAGGUGGAUGACGGGGAGCUCAAGGAUUUGAGGAGCAAGUCAACUUCUUCUCACCCCGCAGUUGGGGUUCAAGAUGAGAAACACAAGAUUGAUCGUAUGUUGGGAUGGGAGUCUGGCUCUGGUCGUAAAGAAUAUUUUCCUCAUUCAUAUGAGAGGGACGGGUCUCUCACCCAUGUCCCCUAUGCAGCAAGUAGACCUUCGAUGUCUGGGGAACUCUCUGCUGCAUCUCCUGGGCGUUUCUCGAUGGCUUCUCCUGAGAGUGGCAGCAGAGCAACCAUAAGACUGGGAGAUGGACAGAGGGAAUAUGGGUCGGGUGGGUUUGGCAAUGUAGCUUGGAAAGAGAGAAUUGAUGGUUGGAAGAUGAAGCCAGAGAAAAGUGCAGCUCCACCAAGUGUUAGCAAUGCACCCUCGGAAGGCAGAGGGGGUGCAGAUUUUGAUGCCAGCACCGAUGUGCUUAUGGACGAUUCCUUACUGAAUGAUGAAACUCGUCAGCCACUGUCAAGGAAGGUUCCAAUUCCUUCGUCCAAAGUUAACCCUUACAGGAUGGUCAUUGUGCUGCGGCUUGUCAUCCUAUGCAUCUUCUUUCACUACCGUAUAACAAAUCCAGUCUGGGAUGCCUUCCCCUUGUGGUUGAUUUCUGUUAUUUGUGAGAUUUGGUUCGCAGUAUCAUGGAUAUUGGAUCAGUUCCCAAAAUGGUUCCCUGUGAACAGGGAGACAUAUCUAGACAGGCUAUCGCUUCGAUAUGAAAAAGAAGGAGAAAUAUCUCAAUUAGCUUCUGUUGACAUCUUUGUCAGUACGGUGGACCCUUUGAAGGAACCUCCACUUGUCACAGCCAAUACGGUGCUGUCAAUUCUUGCGGUAGACUAUCCCGUGGACAAAGUUUCUUGCUAUGUUUCAGAUGAUGGAGCUGCUAUGUUGACUUUCGAGUCCUUAGCUGAAACAGCUGAAUUCGCUAGAAAAUGGGUUCCUUUCUGCAAGAAAUACAGCAUUGAGCCACGAGCUCCAGAAUGGUAUUUUUGUCAGAAAAUUGACUAUUUGAAAGACAAGGUUCAUCCUUCAUUUGUCAAAGACAGAAGAUCAAUGAAGCGAGAAUAUGAAGAAUUUAAGAUUCGCGUCAAUGGGCUUGUGGCCAAGGCGCAAAAGAUUCCCGAGGAAGGAUGGUUCAUGCAAGACGGUACACCGUGGCCUGGUAACAAUACCAGAGAUCACCCAGGAAUGAUUCAGGUUUUCCUAGGCCACAGUGGAGGACUUGACAGCGACGGCAAUGAACUUCCGCGGCUAGUAUAUGUAUCUCGUGAAAAACGUCCGGGUUUUAUGCAUCACAAAAAGGCUGGUGCCAUGAAUUCUCUUGUGCGUGUUUCUGCAGUUCUGACUAAUGGGCCAUUCUUGUUGAAUCUUGAUUGUGACCAUUACAUAAACAACAGCAAGGCGUUGAGAGAAGCUAUGUGUUUUCUGAUGGAUCCUAAUCUGGGAAGAUCAGUAUGUUAUGUCCAGUUUCCACAGAGGUUUGAUGGUAUUGACAAGAACGAUCGAUAUGCCAACAGAAACACUGUGUUCUUUGAUAUGAAUUUGAGAGGAUUGGACGGCAUCCAAGGACCUGUCUACGUGGGCACAGGGUGUGUGUUCAACAGGACAGCAUUGUAUGGCUAUGAGCCUCCCUUCAAGCCUAAGCAUAGCAAACCAGGGUUCUUAUCUUCAUGCUUCGGUGGUUCCAGAAAGAAGAAUUCUAAAUCAAGCCGAAAAGAAAAGAAAAAGUCGAGCAAGCAUGUUGACCCUACUGUCCCAGUCUUCAAUCUAGAAGAUAUAGAAGAAGGGGUUGAAGGAGCUGGAUUUGACGAUGAAAAGUCACUGCUUAUGUCACAAAUGACACUAGAGAAGAGGUUUGGUCAAUCAGCAGUGUUCGUUGCAUCAACACUUAUGGAAAAUGGUGGUGUUCCCGAAUCUGCCGCCCCAGAGGCUCUCCUGAAGGAAGCUAUCCAUGUGAUUAGUUGUGGCUAUGAAGACAAGACAGACUGGGGACAAGAGAUCGGGUGGAUUUAUGGUUCAGUGACAGAGGAUAUUCUGACAGGAUUCAAGAUGCAUGCUCGUGGUUGGAAAUCCAUCUAUUGCAUGCCUGAGCGCCCUGCAUUCAAGGGUUCUGCCCCCAUCAAUCUUUCUGAUCGUUUGAAUCAAGUGCUUCGAUGGGCUUUGGGUUCAGUCGAAAUUCUCUUCAGUCGCCAUUGCCCUAUAUGGUAUGGCUAUGGUGGGAGGCUGAAAUUUCUCGAGAGAUUUGCCUAUGUCAAUACUACCAUUUAUCCCAUCACAUCCAUUCCGCUUGUAGCUUACUGUACAUUGCCAGCUGUCUGUCUCCUUACCGGAAAGUUCAUUAUUCCUCAGAUCAGUAAUAUUGCCAGUAUCUGGUUCAUAUCCCUCUUUCUUUCAAUCUUCGCGACGGGUAUUCUGGAAAUGAGAUGGAGUGGAGUUGGGAUUGACGAAUGGUGGAGGAACGAACAGUUCUGGGUCAUCGGAGGAGUAUCGGCCCAUCUAUUUGCAGUUUUCCAAGGCCUGCUCAAGGUCCUAGCUGGAAUAGACACCAACUUCACUGUCACUUCCAAAGCAUCGGACGAGGACGGAGAUUUUGCUGAACUCUACUUGUUCAAAUGGACGACUCUACUGAUCCCUCCAACCACUUUACUCGUGAUCAACCUAGUCGGAGUGGUUGCUGGAGUCUCGUAUGCCAUUAACAGCGGGUAUCAGUCAUGGGGGCCUCUCUUUGGUAAGCUCUUCUUUGCCUUCUGGGUGAUCAUUCAUCUCUACCCGUUCCUGAAAGGUCUGAUGGGUCGUCAGAAUAGAACCCCCACCAUUGUCAUCGUGUGGUCCAUCCUCCUCGCUUCCAUCUUCUCGUUGCUGUGGGUCCGGAUCGACCCGUUUACUACCCGGGUCACCGGGCCUGAUGUGGAGAUGUGUGGAAUCAACUGCUAGAUAGAGGUAAAAGAAAGUACACUUAUUCUAAGCCGUAGGCAGAUAUGCAGCAGAGCAGAGAUUUGAAGAAGAAUCACGAGGGUGCCUGCCUGCCCACCCGCCCUGGAUAUUUGCUGUCUAGCCAUGUGAAGCUAGCUGGUGGGAGUAGAUGUCAAAUUUGUGUUGAUCAGUGCAAUAAGGGUUGGAUGUAUUUAUAUGUCAGUUAUAUUUUAUAAGAUAUCUCUGGGUGGCCAGUGUUUUUUUUUUUUUUUUUUUGUGUAGUUUUGAUUCUUUAGUUCUUUGGACAUUCAUUCAGUGCCAUUGCUCUGUUGUAAUUUAUACAUGUGUUGGAAGGGAAAGGACAGUCCUUUUAAUUGUUCGAUAGUGACUUUGGGGAGGGUAUAGCUGCUGCUGCAGUUUUUUUUUUUUUUUGCAAUUUUAUGUGUUUCUUUACGACUUGGAAUACUGGACAAGAAUGAAAAAAAAGGUUCUGAUACCGUAGUUCUUUGGUCCUCCUGGUUCUGCAUCAUUAUUGAUUCUGAUACUUAACUCACUAGGGGUGCUAUGAUUUGUUAGAAGAUGUUCAUCUAAGGUCUGAUAUUUCUUGCUGCACGAUACGUAAUAUGAACAGAGCUGUCCAUUUAGCGGCGAUAUGAGCCCCUGUGUGUGGUGUGAGUGUGACUGGUGUCCCAUAUAGAAAUCUAUCUAUAUGAAUCAGAAGCUCCAGAUUCUGUGUCACAGAUCACGAUAUCUGAUGAAACUCUGCUUUUGGUUUUCAUUCACUGAAUCGCCAUUGGUAUAUAGUGGUAGGCGAGCUUACUUCAUUAUUUUUACUGGGAACUUGUGAGUACUUGUUGUGAGUGGUCAGUGUGGUGAAUAACAACAAAACAAGUGAGGAUUCCUAAAUUCCAUUCCAUGCACACCCAGCUGCACCAGAAUCAUUGCCCUUCAUUUGGCAACGGUCAAAACGUAUGAAUAAAUAACCCACCCACCACCCCUGUUGCUGCUGUUGACACAGCCAGAAACACAGAGACCCACUGUUUUCAAUCAACCCGAAAAGAGACUACUGUUAGCCUAAUUUUUUUGUUGUUGUUGCUAUAAUCAACGUAAAAACGUUCAUCAUUAUGAACAGUUGUAAAAGGAAGGGUCCAACGGUCGACUGCCCUUUUGUGGGUUCUUUAAUAAAACAAACACACUAAUAAAUCAAAAGUAAUUAU